Molecule: messenger RNA, 3681 nt
Organism: Macadamia integrifolia
Lineage: Eukaryota; Viridiplantae; Streptophyta; Magnoliopsida; Proteales; Proteaceae
Product: auxin response factor 2A-like
Exons: 14
Coding region: 339-2945 (868 amino acids)
Biological process (GO): response to hormone; regulation of DNA-templated transcription
Cellular component (GO): nucleus
Molecular function (GO): protein binding; DNA binding
Source: RefSeq, a predicted model, not a curated record
ACUCAUCAGUGAGAGAGAGAGAGAGAGAGAGAGAGAGAGAGCAUUUGCUAUUAGCAGCAGGAGAGAGAUAAAGACACAGAACGAGAGAGAGCAGGAGUCAGAUGAGGAGAAAGAAAUCGAAGAAAUAGUCAAAUCGAGAGAAAUCGCUCGCAGAGAUAGAGAUUGCUUUCCGUUUCCAGUCUAGAGUUUCUGAAGAUGUUCUUCUUCCGGUGGAGUUUUGUGGAAUUAGGGUCUUUUAGAAGUAGUUUUGGUUUUUUCGAGUAGCUAGGGGUUUUAGUAUUUAGAUAUAUUUGCCUGAGGAGCUGCAGAUGAGAGAUCUGUGCUGAAGUUUGUAAGAAAUGGCUUCUUCAGAGGUUUCGAUUAAAGGAAAUUGCAGUAACGGCCGUGGAGAGAGCUUGUCUUCCGGUUGCAGCGAGCCUAAUAAUGCCGGAAUCGCAAAUAACAGCGUGUCGGAGGCCCCGAAAGUGUAUACAACUUUUCCGGUUGGUGGAAGAGAUUUUGAAGACGCGCUUUAUACAGAGCUUUGGCAUGCUUGUGCUGGUCCGCUCGUGACGGUGCCACGCGAAGGGGAGAGAGUUUUCUACUUUCCUCAGGGCCAUAUCGAGCAGGUUGAGGCAUCAACGAAUCAAGUCGCCGACCAGCAGAUGCCGAUUUAUAACCUGUCGCCUAAGAUCCUCUGCCAUGUGAUUAACGUCCAUUUGAAGGCGGAACCUGACACUGACGAAGUGUUCGCUCAAGUAACUUUGCUUCCUGAAGCGAAUCAAGAUGAAAACGCAGUAGAGAAGGAGCCGUUGCCUCCUCCUCCUCCCCGUCCUCAUGUACACUCGUUUUGUAAGACCUUGACGGCCUCUGAUACUAGCACUCAUGGUGGAUUUUCGGUUCUGAGACGGCAUGCAGAUGAAUGCCUCCCACCGCUGGACAUGGGCCGGCAACCACCAACCCAGGAAUUGGUGGCCAAGGAUUUGCAUGGGGUUGAGUGGCGGUUCCGCCAUAUAUUUCGUGGUCAGCCCAGGAGGCAUUUGCUUCAAAGUGGUUGGAGCGUCUUUGUAAGCUCCAAAAGGCUUGUUGCUGGGGAUGCUUUCAUUUUUCUCAGAGGUGAAAAUGGGGAACUUCGUGUUGGAGUUAGACGUGCUAUGAGACAACAAAGUACCAUUCCUUCUUCAGUCAUAUCUAGUCACAGCAUGCACCUGGGAGUCCUUGCAACGGCAUGGCAUGCUGUCUCAACAGGAACCAUGUUCACGGUGUAUUACAAACCUAGGUCAAGCCCUGCAGGGUUUAUUGUUCCAUUUGAUCAAUACAUGGAGUCUGUCAAGAACAACUAUUCUGUAGGGAUGAGGUUCAAAAUGAGAUUUGAAGGUGAAGAAGCUCCGGAGCAGAGGUUUACCGGUACCGUAGUAGGCGUUGGUGAUGCUGAUCCGAACAGGUGGGCUGGAUCAAAAUGGAGAUGCCUCAAGGUCCGAUGGGAUGAGACUUCUUCCAUUCCUCGACCAGAUAGAGUUUCUCCCUGGAAAAUAGAACCUGCUUUGUCCCCUCCCCAACUGAAUCCCCCUCCUGUACCUCGGGCGAAAAGACCACGUACAAACAUGGUGCCAUCUUCUUCUGAUUCCUCUGUUCUCACAAGGGAAGGUUCAUCUCGAGUGACAGUAGACCCUUCGCCAGUAAAUGGAUUUUUAAGGGUCUUGCAAGGUCAAGAAAUAUCGUCCUUGCGAGGUGCCUUUUCUGAGAAUAAUGAAUCAGACACUGCUCAAAAGCCAGUUGUAUGGAUACCUUCCCAGGGUAAUGAGAAAACUGACAUGGUUUCUGCUCAGCGAAGAUAUGGAGUAGAGAAUUGGGUGCCUCUGGUGAGGCAUGAUUUAACCUAUACAGAUCUACUGUCAGGUUUUCGAACACCUAAUGACACCUCUCAUAGUUUCCAUCAACAAAUUGUUGACCAAAACUCAGAUGAUUCUAAUGCAAUGAAGAAGCAUUUCCGAGACCAGGAAGGCAAAUUAAGCAUAUUUUCAGACACAUGGUCCAUGAUGCCAUCUAGUCCAUCCCUGAACAUGUUGGAGUCUAGUAUCAAGAUUAAUACACAAUGUGGUGAUCUUCCUUAUGAGAAACCAGGGAAUGGUAGAUGCAAUGAAUUGAGUGGAUACCCAAUGCUGCAGAAUCUUCGAGCAGAGCAGCAUCAAGGGAACUGGGUGAUACCUCUUCGUCCUGCUUCUCACUUGGAUAAUAAUCAUGCAAGGGGGCUAAGACCACAGUCUGCAUUAUUGCAACAGCAUGAGACUGCGAAAUCCAAAGGAUCUGGAAGCUGCAAGCUCUUUGGUAUACCCCUCGUUAGUAAUCCUGUGCCAUCAGAACCAGUGCUGCUGCAUUCGAGAAGCAAGUAUGAAACAGAAAACCAUGUCCAUCCUGUGUUGCAUCAGCCACAGGCUUUGGAAUCCGACCAACAUUCUGAGCGAUCAAAGGGCUCAAAGUCAGCCGAUGCAGCUCUUGUGGGUAAUGAGAAAGAAAAGCCUAUUGAAGCUUGUCAGCAGCUUUCUAGAGAUGCAGAGAGUAAACGACAAGGUUCAACGAGGACUUGCACCAAGGUUCACAAGCAGGGUAUUACUCUUGGGAGGUCUGUAGACUUGAAUAAGUAUAACAGUUAUGAUGAGCUGAUAGCUGAACUGGAUCAGAUGUUUGAGUUCAACGGCGAAUUAAUGGCUCCCAGAAAAAGUUGGCUGAUUGUAUAUACUGAUAAUGAGGGUGAUAUGAUGCUUGUAGGAGAUGAUCCCUGGCAGGAAUUUUGUAGCAUGGCUUGUAAGAUCUGCAUUUACACUAGAGAGGAGGUUCAGAAAAUGAACCCUGGGAAUCUGAACCCGAAGGUGGAAGAAAGCACAGUUGUAGCACAAGAAAGACUGGGUGCUAAAGAAGUGAAGUGUCUGCCGCCUGCUUCUGCAGCUAGUUCAGAUAAUAGUUAGGCAUGACUUGCAUGGCUGUGGGUAAGUAGGUAGGUAAGUAACUACCUAUUAUGUAGCCCUUGUGUGAUGGCCGAGUUGAACUUAUGCACUGGUCUCAAACGGUGGUCUGAAUACCCUGUGGUGGUUAUGAAAAGCAAAAAAUGAGUUCCAGAGACCUCUGAAGCAGAGUUUCUUAAAAUGCCAUCUGUUUUAUAGUCUCAGCAUUGAUACUGGCAAUCUGCAAGGAAUUGGAAGAGUAGAUCUUAUUACCAAGCUAGCCAUUAGAUUCUCUUGCAAUAGGUUUCCACGCUACUUAUGUGAUCAGUCAUGUGGUUUUACCUGUCCUUGCAUAGGUUUGAAGGCUGCACUUGAGACUUACCAGCGAAGGAUAUUGAGGGCACUUUCUCUGAUGCAAAGUAAUCCUACUCAUGCAGGAUAUGUGGGCGCAUCAUUUCUCCCAGUUUUGAUGUAGUGUGAUUUUUUGGUGUGUUUAGAAUAGAAAUACUGCAAUGCUUUUGUCCUAGUAUAUGAUACCAUAUAUUUAUAUAUAUAUAUAUAUACACACACACACACGCACACGUAUAUGCAUAUUCUCUGCAAGACUAGGUGACCUUGCAUCAUCCAACAGUGUAUAUAGUUCCUUUUUUGUUUAUUAUGGUCUCCUUUUUGCAGUUGAUACCUUGUAUCAUUCUCCUGUUCCCUCAGCAUUUUACUGUAGUAGAAUAUCAGGACCUUGCGCUCGGCUCAUUGACUACAA